This is a messenger RNA of Astyanax mexicanus (Mexican tetra), 4492 nucleotides long. RefSeq names its product transmembrane protein 125. The transcript is spliced from 3 exons. The record is from RefSeq and is a predicted model, not a curated record. Bases 689 to 1363 code for a protein of 224 amino acids. NCBI's taxonomy places the organism in Eukaryota, Metazoa, Chordata, Actinopteri, Characiformes, Acestrorhamphidae.
CACACGCGCGCGCACACGAGCGCGAGGCGAAAGUCCGGAUGGGUGGAAGUGAUCACACCUGAGCCGCUGCUCUCCGGCCGGGCUGCCUUCAUUUCGGUGCGCUGAGUCCGCUGGAGCGCUGCGGGGAUACGGAUAUCAGAGCUCGGCUGAUUAAAGCCGGUGUUCCCGCUGCUGGGAGAACCGCCGCGCUGUGAGAGAGGAGGAGAAGGAGACCCGAGUGAGCAGCGAGUGACCGGAGCAGCAGCUCAGCAGCGCAGUGACACAUUAACCUCAUCCUGGCUUAAAAAAAGGAUACAAAGACAUCGUUACAUCAUUGUCCCUGUCCGGCAACCAAGCGAGGAAGGAACAAGGCAGCGGCUGUUGCAUGGUGACCAAAGACAAGAGGCUGCUUUGUGAAUGCUUCCUAUUCAGAUACAUGUCCUGCCACCCAACAGACCCUGACACCAAAGAAUAAUGCUUUGCUACAGACCUGACUCAGAACACAGGCUACCUUGAUGCUUGGCUUGUACCUGUCAGGAAGGGCGGAGCUUUGUUUUGGUUUCUUGAAGACUUGAAGACUGCGAGGGAUACCAAGAGGAUUUUUCACAAAGUAGACAAAGACUUGCAGGUGCAUUUAUUGACCACCUCCCUUCUGACUUGACCCUGGUACUCCAUCAGCCUCAGCGGUGGCUGGGUUGGGGGCAGCAGCAUGCCGGAGCUGGAGGACUUCCCCCAACCUCGGGGCCAUCAGCAGCAGCAUGCUGACCCGGCCCGAAUCCAGCAGAACCUCCUGGAGGAGCAGGUGGAGCUGUGGUGGUUCAGCGAGCCCCGCAAAUCCCUGCUGUGCUACUGUGCCUCGGUAGCCCUGAUCCUGGGCUGCGGCCUGGGCGGAGUGGGCCUCCUGUCCACCACCACCAGCCUGUCCAGCGAGUGGCGGCUGGGGGCAGGGACGGCUCUGUGCCUGCUGGCCCUGGGGGUUCUCCUCAAGCAGCUGCUGAGCUCUGCCGUGCAGGACAUGAACUGUGUGAGGAGUCGGCGGCGCAUCGACGUGCUGAAGAGCGGCGGCCUGUCCGACGUCCUGGUCGUUCUCGUCACAGGAGUGUCCCUGCUGAUUUGUGGAGCUGUGCUUCUGGACAUUGCGCUGGCCUAUCACAUGCCUAAACCUGGCCAGGCCCUGAAUGACAUGUAUAUAUCUGGAGUGGUGCUGCUAGCGGGUGGAGGGUUUACAGUGUUAGCCGUUGGGAUUUACUCGACUGUGGUUUUCCUCUUAGAGAGGACGAGGCCGGAGCGGAGCCUGAGGGACAGAAUGGUGGAUAUCUUCACUGUUUCAGGACAAAUGCGCACCAGGAGAGAAACUGCAUCAAGCCUGGCUCAGCUUAUAUGACUGUAUGACUGCCUUCUGUGACUGACUUCUAGCAUCCUUAUAUGAAAGACAAUGCAGCUCAACCAAAAAAUGCAGAUGCUAGAGAAAUGGACUGUAAACGGAUCUAUACGUUAAAUCUUCAUUUUCUUCGGAGACUUACAGAACAAGAACCCGACGAUCGAUUAUGAAACAGCCACUAAUGAACCUUUUUCACAGUGGACAAAUAUUGAUUGAAGAAUGUAUGACACUACAACCAUCGGUACAAAUCAUCGCACAUGACACACUAUACGUAUUGUCAUAUUUACAUCUCACUGUCAGUUACAAUGUAGGCCUGGAUUGGUCUUGCUGUGGUGGUGAGACUGAGGAUGCACAAUGAUAUACUGAAUUAAAUGAGUAUAAGCACAUAUUUUAUUUAAAAAAAAAAAACGUAAUAUUUAGAUUUGACUGAUACUUCAAACUGAUAUUUGAUGAUAGAUUUAUUGUAAUCUAGAGGUAAAUAUUAAUGUGGAGGCACAGCUGGGUACCUGAGCUAAAAUAUUUGCAUACUACUUUAAUACUUUACAAAUAAAUAUUUAAUUUCCCUGUAAUUUCUAAGUUUUAUAAAUGUUUGUUUAUGUAUCGACAUCCAUAACUGUAGAUAUGUGUGGCUACGGCUAUGUUCAGACUGUAGGCAAAUCAGAUUUGUUUCUCAAAUCAGAUUUACUAAGAACUAAUGACGAGUCAAUAUAUCACAAAUCACAGUACAGCAAUACUGUAAGCAAGGUGAAAUACUGUGGAUACAGAAAAGUAUCUAGUGGGUGGAGUUUAAACACAAUUCAAAAUGAACCAACAUGUAAAGACAUUCAAUCUUUACAUGUUAACUAAUUAAUAAUUAAAAAAAUAUAUAUAUAUAUAUACUGUAUUUUUAAAAUAAAACAUAUAUUGCAAUAUAAUUAAAAAUCAAUAUUUUCUUACAAACCUGUAAUGUCAGCACAGUUAUUUUUAAGUGAUAAGAUCAGACCAGAUCUGAUUGACGUGUCUAAACAUCACAAAUUGAAUUGAUGUGGUAAUAGAGGUUGGUUUUAGUAACUAACCUUUGAUGAAUAAAUUUCAAACAAAUCUGCAAAUGUUGUUUGGUUUUUAUUUGCAGAAAUCUGAUUUCAUGUGGUUUCUGGCUUUUCAGACAAAAAUCAAUCUGGACACAAUCUGAAACAUAGCACAAAAACAAAGGAAAUUUGUGUUUGGUAGAUUGUUUUUUUUUUUUGUAUCAGUGCUUCUUGCCAAUAAAUUAUGCAUUUGUGGGAUGAGACAAAUGCCAAACAGCUUAUUAUACCACAGUUAGUUCUGACCCUGCAUUAGCUGUUAAUGCACUGUAAUCGAAGCUCUCCAUUACCUCUUUUCCACCAAAAAAAAGUGCUGGUGCCGGUGCCGGAGCCCGUUUUUCCACUGCUUUAAGGAGUCACUAACUAUUUAUGUGAAUGUGGGCGUAAACAGAAGUCUGGGAACGAUUUAAAAACAACACGGCGGAACCUGAGCUCCUUUUAAAACUUGUGCUGCUAUCCUCGGUGGACCACUGUUGAUUCAUUUUCAUUCAUUUAGCUGCUUCUGCUACUCUUAGCUGUGAAUGGAGGUGACCUUUGCAAACAACUUUGCCCCAGAGACGCUUCAGUGCCCCGCCCUUUGGCCGCUCACGUCACAGGUUUGCUGGUUCCAGACCAGCAAGAUUGUGGGUCCAGAACAAAAACGUUUUUUCUGGCCCAGAACCUGUGAUUUUGCGGUGGAAACACAAAGAACCGUUUGGGAACCUGGCACCGGCACCAUGCCAGUGGAAAAGUGCCUCAUGUCUCAUGUUACUUCACCACAAACAGGUAUCCUAGCAACGAUGCAGCACUUACAAACCAACUACAAACCAAAUGCGAUGUCAUUAAACACAUCACUGGGAGCCGCUGGAUCCCAUAGGUACAGUGAAGAAAUGGCAUGUCUCCAAUAGGCAGUGCAGGCAAAGACGUGGCCCCACAAAUGAAUAAGCCCAGCGAUUCGAAAAUACGCAUUAUUACACACAUUAUCUCACCAUCAAUACUUUAAUUCUUUAAAAAAAACAUUUUUGUUUAAAGUCUUUCCUGAAAAUCGUUUAUUUACAGUAAGCUUAGAUUUCCACAAUUUUGACUGAAAUGGGCGAAAACAAUGUAGCAUGUUUGGUGUUUCCGAUCUUCUUGGGACACCCAGCUCACGGCCUGUUCUUGUCAUCACCGUUAUAUUAAACUUUGCCUACAAUUUGGAGAUGCUGGUACUAAGGUUCACUCCAAAUAAUGACACAACCUGCGUAUCACACGGGUUUUAUCUAGAUCAGUCAAACGUGGCAUGAGGCCAACCCUUGGAGCAGACAUCUACUGACCACUGUAGCAGGACCCAUGCAUCUGAUUGGCAGCACCUGGGGGUACCAGAAGCUCAAAACAAGUUUCAAUAGCAACAGCAAAAUAAGCGUUUGGCAAUGGCAAAUAAGAUCUGGCGAAUUUUGUCAUGGGCACAACCCUUUUACUCAGCUCUGCUGCUCAAAUGCAUAUUUCUCUUAAAAGAGAAAUGAACAGGAUUUCCAACUGUAUAAAAUAUAUUGCCUUAUUUCUUUUUCUUAUGUUUAGAUAGAUGGCAGAUUUUAGCUGCCAGUCUGAACAAAGCCAAAACGUACAAAAUAUCCCCAAAAAAAAACUAAUCAACACAGAAUUCCCAUAUCAAGAGUGCAUCCCUGGUUGAAACACAUUUUACACUAUUUUAAGCCUUUCUGUAAUAAAUUGACAGAUUUCACUCCACAAUAUACCAGUCAUAGGGCACAAGAUGGGGUCUGAAUAAUUCAUUCUAUUUAGGUGAAAAUAUGCUGCUAUCUGACACCACAGCCAUUGCCCUCCUCCAUUAUCAACAGGUUUCACUUCACCAAACAUCCUCCAGCAUCACGGGACUUUGUGUGUGUCCUUCACACUGUUACCUUCGUGGGCAGAGGGGACUGUGCCAAGUGGGUUCCAUCUGGACCUCGCUUGUCAGAGCUGUUUAGUGUGUGUGACAGAAAGUAUUAGCUGUGUCACUUUGCAUGUCUGUGAUUUUAUACUGCGACUUUUUUUCUCUCUGCCUUAGUGCAGAGAAAACAUCGCUGAUCAAAUAAAAACAACUCUACAUCAA